This is a messenger RNA of Protopterus annectens (West African lungfish), 3747 nucleotides long. RefSeq names its product MPV17 mitochondrial inner membrane protein like 2 (gene MPV17L2). The transcript has 5 exons. The record is from RefSeq and is a predicted model, not a curated record. Gene Ontology annotation, cellular component: membrane; cytoplasm. The coding region runs from base 386 to 1039 and encodes 217 amino acids. Gene Ontology annotation, biological process: mitochondrial ribosome assembly. Lineage: Eukaryota; Metazoa; Chordata; Ceratodontiformes; Protopteridae.
UCCUGGGGGAUAGGCUACGUACUGUCUUUAUAGUAGCCGGAAUGGUAGUAGUGAGGACUUUUUCUUAGUUUGACUUUAAAAAACCGGCUCAAUGUGUGUUGGCUGUCAUUACAGUGUACACUGUUAAUUUUCCACGUUUUAACACUCACUACGUUUUAUUUUGAUUUGAGAAGUAUCAGUUGGUGAACUUAACCACGCGCUUUUUGUAUUAUUGCAAUUUAUCAAUGAGGCACAAGAGGAAAAUCAGAGGCGCCUAAGUCUUUUGAUAAAAUUAAUUUUCUUGAUUGCUUUUGACAGAUACUUGACAUCCGUAUCAUCUUAGUUACCCACAUAACCUGCUUUUUUGGUAACUGUCCCUGUAUAAGUGUUUGACUUUUUAGGAGAAAUGGUUUUCCGUGGUACAGAGUUAUUUACUCGCUUGGCAACUUUAUCGGCACCUUUAUUUAGAGGUCGGUUACUUCUCCUUACAAACACUGUUGUUUCUGGGACAUUGCUAUCUGCUGGUGACAUACUUCAGCAAAGUCGCGAGAUCAGGAAGCAUCCUGAACAAAAUCGAGACUGGAGAAGGACAGGGAGAAUGCUGACGGUUGGAUUUUCUUUGGGUCCCCUUGCACACUAUUGGUACCUCUGGCUAGAUGCAGUGUUUCCAGGCAGAACCUUAAGAAUUGUCUCCAAGAAAGUGCUGCUUGAUCAGAUCAUAGCAUCUCCUGUAAUGGGAGGCUGGUAUUUUUUGGGAACUGGAUUGAUGGAAGGCAGUGGACUGAAAAAGAGCUGGCAGGAAUUCAUGGACAAAUUUGUGGAAUUUUAUAAAGUUGACUGGUGUGUGUGGCCACCAGCCCAAGUAGUCAAUUUCUUUUUCAUCGCACCUAGGUUUCGAGUGAUUUACGUAGAAAUGGUUACACUGGGAUAUGAUACCUACCUCUCAUAUCUCAAACAUCGAAAGGAUCCAGAACUAGACAACUCUGAAGCUGAUCCGAGUAAAAUCUGUACUGAAGGCCAUCAGAACUGCACCACUGACUGUUUUAAAAUUUCUGGGUGAAUUCUAGCACUCGCAGGAUCAGUUCUUUGUGUUCCUUUGCAUUACACUAGAUCGGAUGAACACAUAACUAUUCUGAAGGUUUUAAAUGUGUCCUGUCAUGGUCAACAAAGUCUAAUGAAUUGAACUUAUUGUGAAUCUCCCACCAAGGAGUUGACUUUCUUAACCCCACCAGCUUUACUUACAGGUCGAUAAGUGAGUAGUAAAUUGUUGCACGGUAAAUUUGCAGGACCUGGACAUAUUAAGAAGUUAUAUUCCCUCUAAGUAAUUUUCUUUCCAAGUGAGUUACCCCUUACAUAUGUGUUCAGUUUUGUAAUUUGGGAACAGAGUCACUGUUGUUCUAGCCACACUUCUAGAUGUGAUGUUGGUGCAGUAUUGACAUACUGGUACAGGAACAUUAUCACAACAUUAUUUGGCAGCAGUGCAGAAAAUGCUGUAUUCAGGAGUGCUGAGCUCCUCCGGAAAAAGUACCAUGACCUGUAAACUGCAGAACUUGUGAGACUCAGGACACCAUCCUGUACUGAAACAUCUCAGGAUAAUGGUACAGUCAUAGGUUAGUGCCUUCUCCCACGACACACAACUGCAAUCAGUCCUCUUCCCUUAGUGCUUCAACAAAUUCUUGAAGCAGCUUGCACAUUUAUAUAUGGUGUUCCACUGCUCAGGGAUUCAAGGGUCAUGCUUCAUUUGCAUUUAUACACAUUCCUUGCUGUUGAAUCAUCUUUUCUGUCACAUUUGUUAUUCUGAUGUUAUUUAUCACUGACGUAAACAAAUAUAAAUUAACUUCAGUAGGCAUAUCAGAAACUGUGAAAUUCAAACUUUAAAAGCCGCCAUAGUGUCAUUUGUUUCUUUCACCUUUUAAUUGAAUCAACUUGAAAUACACUUUUAUGAUUGUUUUAAUGUAGUUUUGAUGCAAUUUAUUGGCCCCCAGACUCUCCAUGAUUACCCUGCUAGGGCAUUGAAACACCACUGUGUAGCUUUUUCUGUUUUUCCUCUUGUUAAAACGCCAGGUAUCUUUUGCAAACAUAUUGUUUAAUCCUUUCAUUUUGCCACUGAAUAUUAAUGGCUGUAUGAAAGACUGUGCUGUAUUUGACUACUACAGUGAUUCAGAGCAGUUAUUUUAUGCUUUUCUAAAUAGUCAUUAAGAUGGCCUUGCCACAUGAGGAAAAGCAUCUCUUAAUUUGUAAAAACAGGCAUGCUUGUCUGUGCUUAUUCAGCAGUGUACAUUAAUGUGUCUUGUUCAUUUUCAAAUUGCUGUAAGCAGUUGUUGUAAGAAACCGGUUCAGAUCUGCUGUGCUGUGUACCUUUAUGACAGCGUCCUUGAAACUAGCUUCACUAGAUAUUUCAGAUGAAAAUCUGUUUUGUGAUUUAAGGAUGCACUAUUCUGUAACAGCUAGUGAUGUUGCCUGAUGGCGUUUGAUUGUUGGUUCUUUGGUACAGUUACUGACAAGUUUUUCUACUGAUGCAAUCACAUACUCUUUUUGUGCCUAUGUGGGUUUUGAUUACGGAUUUCCUCCCACAUUGCAAAAAACAUUCGGUAGGUGACUUGGUGAUCCUUUAAAUUGUAUAUGUGUGUGUGCGUGUUAUGUGCGUGUAUAUGUGUACCAUGUAAUGGCUUCCUUAAUCUUUGUUGAAUGUUAAGUAGAUGAUGAUGCAACUCUUCAGGUACAUUUACCUGAGUUGCAUCUCAUUUAUAUUCUCUCAUUGAGAAUAACUGCUGGCACAGUGUCUGUUAGUAACACUAACACUGUUUUAAAGCGUUUGGCUUUUUUGUUUUUCUCUGUACAUCUAGUAUAUCUAGUAUUGUUGUGUAUUUAAUAGGAUUGUGGGGAAGUGGAUCCACCAAAAUUGGGUACUAGGGGACUUGUCCCCCAGCAGAAAUACCCUUUUUUUUUUUUUUUGACCAGUUUUUUUUUCUGUGUUUGUAGCCUCAGCUGGAUGUUAUUUGCUGAUAAUGUAUUAUGACCUGGUGUCCUAACUAAGAUUGCUUCUCUUCCAUAUGCCCUUUGCUUGCUGAGAUAGACUUUUGACUCCCCUGCAGUCCUAAAUAAGAUAAAUUAUUUAUCUGAAAGUUAAUUUCUUUGUAGUGCUUGACAUCCAAAGCACUUAAAUAAACAAACAAAAACACUGUAGUAGAGCAGGGUAUGUGGUUUAGGUUCCCAGUUACUGAUAGAAAACAAGAGAUGGAUUUGAAACAAGCGGUCUGUUAUGUAAUUAACAUACAGUAAAUUAACAUAUAGCUUGAUAUCUGAACACAGUGUUGUGUACCCAAAAACUAAUAAUAGUGGUUUCAUAAUUGUUGUUGUGGCUUCAGAGAAGUUUGGUAAAGAUUCUGUUUCUGUAAUUGUUAUGUGUUGUAAUGAUUUAAGUUUUUCCUUCCAAAGGUCUAUUGCUGUAACAGAUGGGCUUGGCUUUGUUUCUCUAACCAGUGUAGUUUUUAGUACUACACCUAUUUAUAUGAUCCAGAUGUGUACUUUAUUUUUAAAACUUAUUUGUGUGCCAUUAAGAAUAAAUGUGGAUUUUUUUCUAGCUUAGUUAAUAAACUUAGAAUACAUUUUCAAGGUAUGGCAAACAACACAUCAGUCAACUGAAAUUAAAUCUGUACUCUCAUUUAAUUUGUUUGGAACUUUUGAACUCUAAAAUGAGAGCAGUGGCUUGUACUUUCUAAAAAGUAGUUUUUUAAUAAAGUGUAACAAGAUUUCCCUUCUUUAUAA